Molecule: messenger RNA, 1420 nt
Organism: Portunus trituberculatus (swimming crab)
Lineage: Eukaryota; Metazoa; Arthropoda; Malacostraca; Decapoda; Portunidae
Product: U-scoloptoxin(01)-Er1a-like
Exons: 5
Coding region: 128-481 (117 amino acids)
Cellular component (GO): extracellular region
Molecular function (GO): chitin binding
Source: RefSeq, a predicted model, not a curated record
CGCAUACUGAAAGUAGGUAUAAAAGGAGGCUCGGGCAGCGGGCGCUACCACUCCCCGAACGGACGCCUUUCGGUGCUCAAGUGUUUUCUUCUCGCUGAAGGUGGUACAAUAACAAACACCAAACAAGAUGCUCCGGCAACUGGCAAUGAUCUCCGUCGUGUGCAUUGCCGCGACGGUGGUGUGCUCCCUGCCAUCCCUCCAUCGGACCAAGCGGUGGGAGGAGUUCCCUAACGUAACAUUUACCUUCGACUGCACUGACAAGGCUGUGGGUUUCUACGCCGACCAAGAGUUCAACUGCCAAAUCUUCCAUAUGUGUGAUGAGGAUGGACGCCGUAUUCCGUAUAUGUGCGCCAAUGACACAGCCUUCAACCAGGAGUUCCGCAUCUGUGACUGGGCCUACAACUUUGAUUGUUCGAGAGUUCAAGAGUGGUACUACCUCAACGAGCUGACUUACGUCACCGACCCUCCCAAGUACGACUAAUCACCUUGCCUGUUGCUGACCUGACGACCUAACGCGCGCCCCGUGACCCAGGCGGAACCCUCGCCUUCUUCCUGCGAGACUUAUCCACGGGGGGUCUUCGAGGGUGCCUUCUCUCCCAGCAUGCUCGAGGUCCCCCCUUCCGGCAGCGUCUCCCUGGGUCCUCUGUACUGGCACUCAGCCUGUACAUAGCGUGGCCCUCGUGUUCCGCGCGCUGCGUCCCCACGCCCCGGGUCCCCGUAGUCCUGCGGCCUCCACCUCGCCCUCUCCUGGCUCCUUAUCUCUUGCCCGCAACGAGGCAGCACUGACAACGCUAAUCAUCUACACACUCAGAGUAAGCUUUCAGGCAAGACGUAAGCGGAGUGCAUUGCUGGCUGUGGGCUUCCCUAGGAGUAGGUGAGGGCGGGCCCCGCGGGACAGCCGGGACCCGACGUUGCAAGAGCUGGCCUCUGCGCGCCGCCCGCCCGUGUACAGCGCCGUCCGCAUGUAGUCUUAGCGCCGGCAGGCCCGCCACCUGGUGUUGUGUUAUUGUUCAUGUGUCGAUUUGAGGUGGCGUUGGUGAGGCCCGUGAUAUGUUCUGCGAGCCACUCCACCGCUACCUCCAUCCCCACACCCUGCAAUUUGUCCUCCUUCCCAAGUAUCCAUAUACCAUGUUAUUUGUAACUUGAUUCGGCGAUUACUCGGUUAUGCCUGUGAUGUGAAGUGUGAUGGAGACCCAACCCUUAGCGAUGCCCCGCCCCGCAUACCUCCCAACGCUCGACCCCUGAGCAGCCUCAACUUGGAUCUCAUCAACAUAUUGAUCUACUAAGGCUAUAUGGUGGUAAUUCCAGGGAGUGAGCAGAGGGCGAGCUAAGGCAGAUGUGCGGCAGGUGUGUGGACCGCACCUGUGUGAGCCGCGUGUGAGUCCUGUGUUUUGUAAAAUAUACUAAAAUUUUAUGAAAA